This is a messenger RNA of Sesamum indicum (sesame), 2177 nucleotides long. Its product is annotated as SWI/SNF complex component SNF12 homolog. Lineage: Eukaryota; Viridiplantae; Streptophyta; Magnoliopsida; Lamiales; Pedaliaceae. The record is from RefSeq and is a predicted model, not a curated record.
ACAAAAGCAUAAUGUAGAGUAUAGAGACAGCUGCCCAAUGUGUGUUUAGGCCCAUGGAUUGGAGUUGAAGUGACAAGUAUAGUAUAGGGGCAGGUGAGAGCAAGUGAAGAUUAAAGCGAGAUCAGUGGGCGAGCUGAGGGGCGAAGGAGAAGCAAAACGAAUCGGUCAGCAGACUCUCACUGUCCCUCAGAUUCUGCUUCCUAUUUCCUGUAUCCUCUCAGUUGAACUUUUUCCCCAGAGAUAUGGCCAUGUCUGCAAAUAACAAUAACCUACAAAAGAACAUUGGUGCUUCAUCCCCAUUUGGAAAUUCUUUGCCUGUGAAUCCAUCUCCACAGCAACAAAUGGGAUCUGGAUUUCCAGGCCAGUUCCAGCUUACUGCUGCACAAGCACAAGCCAUUGCGCAGGCUCAGUCAAAGGCUCAGGCUCAUGCCCAAGCUCAAGUGCAGGCAGCCCACGCUCAGUUCCAAGCUCAGUUGCAAGCUGCUCAGGGAAUUUCAUUUAACCAGGCUCAUGCAAGUGGGGUCGCAAAUUUGGGUUCGCCAUCGCCCUCUGUUUCAGGAGCUGGAAGUGCGAGUGCCAAAAGAUUUCCACAAAAGCCACCAGUACGCCCGCCAAGCUUCUCGCCUUCCAACACUGCCUCCCCAUUGAGGACAAUGGAAGCUUCUGCUGCUGCUCGCAGGAAGAAGCAGAAGCUUCCUGAGAAACAGUUACAGGAAAGAGUCGCCGCUAUUUUGCCGGAAUCUGCUCUUUACACGCAGCUCCUUGAGUUCGAGUCUCGCGUGGAUGCUGCUUUGACAAGGAAAAAAAUUGAUAUUCAAGAGGCUUUGAAGACCCCAACAUUCAAUCAGAAAACUCUCCGUAUUUAUGUAUUUAAUACUUUCGCUAAUCAGGUUCGCACUAUUCCUAAGAAGCCAAAUGCCGAGCCCCCUACUUGGACUCUUAAAAUUGUAGGGAGGAUUUUGGAGGAAGGAACAGAUUCCGACCAGGCUGCCAUGAUACAGAAAUCAAGCUCCUAUUAUCCUGAGUUCUCUUCAUUUUUCAAAAGAGUUACUAUCACUUUGGACCAGAAAGUAUACCCUGAUAACCAUUUGAUUAUAUGGGAUAGUGCCCGAUCAUCUGCUCCUCAUGAAGGCUUUGAGGUGAAAAGGAAAGGGGAUCAGGAAUUCACUGCAAGCAUAAGAUUAGAAAUGAAUUAUAUGCCUGAGAAGUAUAAGCUUUCAGCUGCUUUGAUGGAUCUGUUAGGUAUUGAGGUUGAUACUCGUGCAAGAAUCAUGGCUGCGAUAUGGCACUAUGUCAAGGCUAGAAAAUUGCAGUGUCCAGAUGAUCCAUCUUCUUUCAAUUGUGAUCCGCAACUCCAAAAAGUAUUUGGGGAAGGCAAGAUGAAGUUCACAUCAGUCACACAAAAAAUUACACCCCACCUCUUUCCUCCACAACCCAUACAUUUAGAACACAGGAUCAAACUUUCAGGAAAUAGUCCUGUCGGAACUGCAUGCUAUGAUGUAUUAGUUGAUAUACCCUUCCCAAUUCAAAGAGAAUUGAAUGCUUUGUUAGCCAAUACUGAAAAGUCAAAAGAGAUUGAAGCCUGUGAUGAUGCAAUUUGUACUGCUAUAAGAAAGAUCCACGAGCACCGUCGUAGAAGGGCAUUCUUUCUAGGAUUUAGUCAGUCGCCUGUAGAGUUUAUUAAUGCCCUCAUAGAUUCUCAAAACAAGGAUCUCAAGCUUGUUGCUGGGGAAGCAAGUCGCAAUGCAGAAAAAGAGCGGCAUUCAGAUUUCUACAACCAACCCUGGGUUGAAGAUGCCGUUAUUCGCUACCUUAACCGAAAGCCGUCAGCAGAUGCCCCAAGCAGCACCUGAAUCAACUGGAAUACUAAAACCUAGAAGAAUUAUCUGUUUUCUUUUUUUGGUAUUCUUCAGUGAACUACUCGAGGUGGAUUUUGGAAGUGCCAAUGCUGCAAUUGUCUUCACUAGAGAACCAAAAGGAAGACAUGCAUCCUGGAAGAAGUAGAAUUUAGAAUAUCUAGGAAUUCCAGCAGUGCUGGAUGUAAAUUUAUUGUUGGAUUAGUUAGUGUUUGCUGCGCCAUAAAAAUUGGAAUUUACGAAAAAUGUGAAAGCAGCUAGGUGGGAUCAAUUCACUCGAUACGCUGCUGAAUUCUGAUAAUGUUGGUAGUGAUAUUUUUU